AUGGGCGGUUUCAAGGGGAAGAAUUGCUGGCCUGGGGCACGGACGGGGCAAGACGUGGUUAAACAAGAAUCAACUGAAGGAGGUGAAGGAUUACUGGAAACGUUUAGCUCAGAAAUUAGAGGAGAUCAUAUGGCUGAAACCUUUUCCAUUACUUAUCUGUGUCUUAUGCUAUUGAUUAAUUUGCUUGUGCUCCUCUCCUUGCCCUGCUGCUGUUUUGGCUCCAAUAAGCCCGGUGUUGAAGGUGAAGCUUUGAUUGAAUUUCGAACAGCUCUGAAUGACUCCACUAGUAAAAUUGCAGAUUGGAACCCCUAUUUUGUUAGCCCCUGUUUCAGUUGGUCUCAUGUUGCAUGUAGAAAUGGAAACGUGAUAUCCUUAAGCCUGGCAUCUAAAGGAUUUUCAGGAACACUUUCACCAGCAAUAACCAAGUUAAAAUAUCUGGUUAGCUUGGAUCUACGUGAUAAUAAUCUUUCUGGUCCCUUACCUGAUUAUCUUGGAAGCAUGUUGAAUCUUCAGAAUUUAAAUCUGGCAAACAAUAACUUCAAUGGCUCCAUUCCAGCAACCUGGGGUCAACUUUCCAACCUGAAAUAUUUGAAUCUUUCAUCCAACUACUUAUUAGGGAGAAUUCCUGCAGAAUUGUUUUCAACAUCUAUCUUUGACUUCACAGGCACGCAUCUCAAAUGUGGAAACAAUUUCCAGCACCCUUGUGUUCCAAAUUCCUCCACCAAAGUUUCUACUAGAAAAUCAAAAUUCGAAAUUUCCAUUACCAUAGCAAGCAUUUGUGCAUUUGCUCUCCUGUUACUUGGGGCUGUCUUUGCUUACCGAUUCCAUCGGGUGCAUAAAACGAAACGUGAUAUAUUUGUUGAUGUGGAAGGUGAAGAUGAGUGCAAAAUUUCCUUUGGACAACUCAGAAGGUUUUCAUUGCGGGAAAUUCAGCUAGCAACAGAGAAUUUUAGUGAAAGCAACAUUAUUGGACAAGGGGGCUUUGGAAAAGUAUACAAGGGCAUCCUUUCAGACAACACACGAGUUGCUGUGAAACGCCUAAUGGACUAUCGUAGUCCUGGUGGAGAGGACGCAUUUUUACGGGAGGUUCACUUGAUAAGUGUAGCAGUUCACAAAAACUUGCUUCGAUUAAUUGGGUUUUGUACAACCUCUACAGAAAGAAUUCUUGUUUACCCAUUUAUGCGGAACCUCAGUGUUGCAUAUCAAUUAAGAGAUUUAAAACCUGGAGAGAAAGGCCUGGACUGGCCAACAAGAAAGCGGAUAGCUUGCGGUGCAGCCCAGGGCCUGGAGUACCUUCACGAGCAUUGCAACCCUAAGAUCAUUCACCGUGAUUUGAAGGCUGCAAACAUCCUUCUCGAUGAUGAUUUUGAAGCUGUCCUUGGAGAUUUUGGAUUGGCAAAACUAGUGGACGCAAAGCUCACACACAUUACCACUCAAAUACGUGGAACUAUGGGACACAUUGCCCCCGAGUAUUUGUCUACAGGAAAAUCUUCAGAAGCAACAGAUGUGUUUGGAUAUGGUAUUACUCUUCUAGAACUAGUAACUGGUCAGCGUGCAAUAGAUUUCUCCCGUCUUGAAGAUGAGGAAGAGGUUCUGCUGCUGGAUCACAUAAAAAACUUACUAAGAGAGGAAAAGUUUGAGGACAUUGUUGAUGAGAACUUGAAAAGUUAUGAUCUCGAAGAAGUCGAAACAAUUCUCCAAGUUGCUAUGCUUUGCACCCAAAGUUCACCGGAAGAUCGUCCGAGGAUGGCAGAAGUCGUGAACAUGCUGCAGGGAGUGGGUUUGGCUGAGCGAUGGGCCGAGUGGGAGCAAUUGGAAAAAGUAAGAUAUCAAGAAUUUUCCCUCUUGUCCCACCAGUUCAUUUGGGCUGAAGAUUCUACUCAUGACCAAGAAGCUAUACAGUUGUCACAAGCUAGAUAG
Molecule: messenger RNA, 1920 nt
Organism: Fraxinus pennsylvanica
Lineage: Eukaryota; Viridiplantae; Streptophyta; Magnoliopsida; Lamiales; Oleaceae
Source: the annotation of a GenBank genome assembly